UCACCCAGCAGCUUCCGGGUUUGUUCCGCUGUGUCCUAGCUUCAUGUAGUAGCAGUCUCACGCUAGCUGACGGGAACAUGUGAGGUACUAAUCAAAUGUAACUGCGUAAUUUUGAAUUUCUCUAACCGACAGACAUGUAGUGCAGACUACAGAAAAAACGCCGCCGUAUGGUCUUGUUUUUUCCAUACAACAAUAACUCAAAAGUCUUCGCUGUAUUGCCGUUUACACACAGUAACGCUCCGGUUCGCGGCGGCAGAACUACCGCAGAACAGUUGUCUCCUCCGUCCUACUAAAAUAGUACAAGGACCCUCCAGGACCCAAAAUGCCAUCAAGAAACCAUCUUGACAAAAUUGGCAGGAAGAAAAAGAAGAAAUGGACAGAAGAGGCCAUGGAACGUGCACUGAUAGAGGUGAAGUCAGGAAGGUGCACGGUGAGACAGGCUGCCAAGGAGUUUGGAGUCCCUAAAUCUUCGCUGGGGGACAGAGUCAGUGGACGGGUGGCGCCGGGGAGUCGCAGCGGGCCCGCUCAGCUCAUAACAUCUGCUGACGAGGAACUGUUGGUUGAGUUCUCCUUAUACAUGUCCAAGCAUGGAUUCCCACUUACUAAGCAGCAGCUGGUGUCUUUUGCUUCAUCGAUUUAUAAGCGGCAGCACCGCAGGGUGGCAUUUUCCAAACUGGGCCAGACAUGGUGGCUUAAUUUUAGAAAACGGCAAGAAAAGAACAUUACUAUUCAGCCAGCGGACAAUGUGGUUCGUGGCAGGACGGUAUGUGUGAGGAAGGAAGCCGUCGAUCAGUUUUUUCACCUGCUGAGCACUAUUUUAGAUGCUCAUGAGCUGAGAGACAAGCCUCACCAAAUUUACAACUGCAAUGAAACAGGCUUCCAGCUGGGCAGGAAGAGGGUCAUUCACCCCAAAUCUGCCAGUCUGGGCUACAAGCCAGCGCCAGGAUUAAGGGACCACAUCUCUGUCCUGGCUUGCUUUAGCGCAGCUGGACAGGACAUUCCCCCGUUUGUCAUCUACUCAAAAGCCUAUCCUGGGGGAGUAUGUUACAAGACGCAAGGGCCGCCGCAUGCCCUCUAUGGGUGGACUGACUCGGGGUGCAUCAACUCAGACCUCUUCAAGAAAUGGUUCCUCAAACAUUUCCUCGUGCACACACCAAAGGAGCGUCCGCUGCUGCUGAUAUUUGAUGGACACAAGUCGCCCGUGAGCCUGGAGGUUGUGGAAUCGGCCCGUAAGGAGGGCAUCAUCCUUCUGUGCCUCCCUCCUCAUUGCUCUCACAUCCUGCAGCCGCUCGACGCCGGUCUCUUUGUUGUCCUGAAGCAGCGUUUUGCGUCACUCAUAGGCGACGGCUGCACCACUGACACGCACUUCGCAGUCAGCAAGAAGGAGUUCUCGGGUGUUUUUAAAGGGACUUACCAGGUAGCAAAGGAAGAGGAAGGUGUACGAAUUGUCAAGGAAGGCUUUAGGAAAUGUGGCAUCUAUCCGCUAAACCCCUUUGCUAUCAGUGAGGGGCAUUUAGCGCCGUCACACAGCGUUAGCCCCGCAUCUGGACCCUCAUCCACAACAGCACAGGGGGUGCACAGUGUAGGAGACCUCGCAGACGCUGGACCCUCCUCCUAACCCAUUACUUAGCGACUGCAAAAUUCAACAAACCCUAAAUAAGCUCGGGCCAGUUCUGUCAUUUGAGACACUCAACACAUUUCCGCAGGUUUCAGCACAACCCCCUCCAGCCUCCCUGCAGAGUUUGUCAGCUCGCCAGAGCAAAGUGGUGUGUUGAUGUUAAUUACUCGUAUUGUCAGAUUUUGGAAAUUGAAAAAUAAUGUUUGUGUGCUGCACAACAGCGGUUACCGCCUGGUGGAGUUCCCAGGAUAAAUGUAAAAGAGUGGCAGGACUUUUAAAGGAACGGGGGGAAAAAUACAAGUUUUCUAUUACACAAAAUUAUGUCUAAGUAUUCUCACUUAGUCUGUGAUUUUUGUGAGUUAUUGAAUGUAAGUCAAAAAAAAAGACACAAGUAGAUGUUAUUACACUUAGGAACCCAGGGAUCACAGGCGAAAGUGCACAACAAAUUUAAGUUAAACACUGUUUUCUUCUUGUUUGAUACUUCAGGGCCCUCAGGUAGCUAAGCUAACAACCAUCAACCAUGUGCUUAAUUUCAGUUUUGUGGAAUCAAUUGAAAAUAUACAACUGUACACUGAGACCUGUCUCUGUAGCUCUGUGUUGAUCAAACUGGUGCUUCACUCCCAUAUAAAUGCAGCUAAUAUGUUUAAGUGAUCUAACAAAUCCACCUAAUUAUUCUAAACACCCUGACCCAGAUUUUAAGGUUUGGCCACAUGUUCUGGUGUUAAUUGUCUACGGACGUACAUAAUUACAGGCUCAAUUGUGUGUUGCCCGUGCUGAAGAUUUGCCAAAAAGCUGUAAUCAUAAGUAAUUUCCUCCUAUAUGGUGUUGAAGAGAAAUGAUAACAUGUCUCAUUUCUUUUGUAAAUCUGUUAUUCCUUUACUCAAGUAUUCUGAAUGUUCUUGGUCUUUAGGGAACUAUAAAAGGAAUAUUUUGUCUUAAUUAUCGUUUGAGAAAAGUUGGGCCUUUUUAUAAAUUUGGUAGGAGCGUGUGUAGAAAUAAUUUUGUCAAGUUAUGGUUUCUCUUGACGCAAAAGCAUGGAAAUAUCUCAGGGAGAAAAUCCAGAAGAAUAAAGAUCUUCACUCACAAA
This is a messenger RNA of Mugil cephalus (flathead mullet), 2705 nucleotides long. RefSeq names its product MFS-type transporter clz9-like. Gene Ontology annotation, cellular component: nucleus. Lineage: Eukaryota; Metazoa; Chordata; Actinopteri; Mugiliformes; Mugilidae. Gene Ontology annotation, molecular function: DNA binding. The record is from RefSeq and is a predicted model, not a curated record. The transcript is spliced from 2 exons. The coding region runs from base 323 to 1618 and encodes 431 amino acids.